AUGAGCUAUCUGAGUUCAAAGGUGGAACUAACAUUCGGGCCUCAAUAUGAUCAGAUAAGUAAGGAUGACGACUCUACAACGUCGUCGAGUGGCUCUGAAGCAUCCUCAGACUCAAGUAAUGAGUCACUGUCGUCACAAAAAUCGGCCAGUGAGUACGAUGAUGAAGAAGAGGAGAAAGAAAGCCCCGGUGAAAACUUGAAGGAUUCGUUCUAUACCCAUAAGUGGGAACAAUUUUGCCCGCGUGUAGGAGUCAAUUGUUGUCCCUUGAAUGGCAGCGCCCAAACUCUUGUAAUUGCGCUGAAGCAAGGGCAAGAUAUCAUGAUCAGUGGAAGCUUUCAAAUAAGGAUCGUCAAAGGUGGCAUUACGUACAACGAAGUUCAUUAUAAUGCGUCUCGAGAACUUAUAUCAAUAUGGCACCCUACCUGCUCUUCAAUGUCGCCCAUUUCAAGCUCAUUCUACGCUGGGUGGGAUGAGCGCAAUUUUCUCAAUAACGACAUUACAAAAACCGGAAUAAAGCAUCAAGAGUUCGAGUGUAUUUUACUGGUCUCAAGCCGAUGCUCGGGAUUGUCAAACAUCUCACGACUUAACCAUGUCUUCAAGAGUCUUUGGGUUCCCCAGGAUUACCUGUUUCAAGGUGCCAGUUCCGCAAAUUCCAGUUUUGCGAUCCUCAGUCGAGAGACCAUGAAGGACACUACAAAUAUUUUGACUCUGAAUAUAUCGAAAGCGUGGUCCUCAAAGCUUUCAGAGCUUUCACUUUUCCACAAAAACAACCUCCAUGACAUGAGAGUCAUGGUUUUAGGUGGCAAGAACUCGGGCAAAUCAACAUUUUUGAGGCUUCUGUUGCAGAAGUUUCUCCAUACAGACACUGAAGAAGAUGAGGCUAUUUUUUACCUGGACAUAGAUCCAGGGCAAACUGAGUUUUCUAGGCCCGACUCCAUAUCGCUUACAAAAAUCCAGAAGGACGUUGAACUAGGAAAUCCGCUUGGGCAGUCUAAUGACACGCCGCUUACCGAACGAUACAUAGGAACUAGCUCCCCUGGUACUUUUCCCUCACAGUACCUCCAGGAGGUCAAUAAUCUCAUGAGCUCUUUCACAGAUGAACAACACAUGGGCACUACACUUCUCAAUGUACCUGGGUGGAUAAAAGGCUUUGGAAUACAAAUAUUGAAUACUGUCAUCCGUGGGUUCAAGCCCACUCACAUUGUAAUUAUAGAUUCUGACUCAAGGAAGCAGGUGUUCUUAAAUGAAUUUCAGAUUGGGCCUACAUUUAUUACACCACAGCGUGAGAGUUAUGAGCCAGAAAUUAGCAGAAUAGACGGUUACCAUGGGUCUUCAGCUUCGCUAAUACAAAGUCGAUUUCAUGCUUCGCAUUUGAGGCAGUUUCGCCUUUUAUCACACUUUCAUAAGACCCACAGCUCAAAAUUACAAAUUGAAUACAAUUUCACACCUAUGGUAAACUAUGCUCCAUUACGGGUCUCUUUCGGUGUGGGCAAAUCAAUCAAAGCUUUCAUGAUUGAGCAAAACGUCGAGGGUUGGUCAGAUAAGGAUAUUAAAGACGCGCUGGAGGGAACAAUUGUUGGCAUUUACACCACCAAUGAAGAUUUCAUUGUCGAGCAGCCAAAUCGAAUACCAAUAGUAAGAAAAGCCGAGAAAAGUGCUUUCACAAGCCUGGGGCUUAUCCACUCCAUUAACGUGCGAGAUUCAUUCAUCAAUAUUUAUCUCCCACUGCAUGUGAAAAACAUUCAGGAGGCCGGAAAAUCUUACUGGUUUCUCAGAAGGUGCAAAACCGAAACUCCCCUUUGUGAACUAUAUCCUAUAGACGGUUCCUUGGCUAAGGAUAGCGACAUAGACUUACCAUUCAUCUCCUUUAAAAGACCGAAGAAGUAUGAAUUCAUUUGGAAGGUACGCAGAAAUAUUCUUAGAAGAGGCCAUUCACCCAAAUGA
Molecule: messenger RNA, 1944 nt
Organism: Lachancea nothofagi CBS 11611
Lineage: Eukaryota; Fungi; Ascomycota; Saccharomycetes; Saccharomycetales; Saccharomycetaceae
Source: the annotation of a GenBank genome assembly